Messenger RNA from Sparassis crispa, 1620 nucleotides. RefSeq names its product Benzoate 4-monooxygenase. The record is from RefSeq and is a predicted model, not a curated record. The transcript has 8 exons. NCBI's taxonomy places the organism in Eukaryota, Fungi, Basidiomycota, Agaricomycetes, Polyporales, Sparassidaceae. Bases 1 to 1620 code for a protein of 539 amino acids. Gene Ontology annotation, molecular function: monooxygenase activity; oxidoreductase activity, acting on paired donors, with incorporation or reduction of molecular oxygen; iron ion binding.
AUGAUCGAGGUACUUUUAAACCCCGCGGCACAUCCGAUUUCCUUCGUCUUUUGUCUUCUGCCCGUUGUUGUCCUGGCAGUGCACGUUGUACCGUAUUUGGUCGAUAAGCAUGGUCUUCGCCAAUACCACGGCCCUUUCUUUGCAAAAUUUUCCGUUGGUUGGCUCUUCUGGGUGUCCAGCACAUUCAGGAGGACCAACACUAUCGACGAGGUGCACCAUAAAUAUGGACCUUUCGUCCGCAUCGCGCCGAACCACAUUUCGAUUGUUUCUCCAGAAGCGUUCUCAGAGGUGUAUGGCCACUCCGCCGGCACAACGAAGUCAGCUUUCUACGAGGCCUUUACGUCUUACCGUGCCAUACGCGGCAUAUUCAACACGCCCUUCCGCACCGAACAUGCUCGUAAGCGACGUGUCAUGGCCCACAUGUUUUCCCCGCAGAGCGUGCGCGCCUUCGAGGGCCCGAUCAAGGUUCAUCUACAAACUCUGUUGAACCAGUGGGACGUCAUGUGCAACGGCGCGGUGCGCAAGGAUGAAGUGAAGACUGGCACACUGGGGUCCAGCACAUGGGAGGUGCGCGGCCGCUAUGUCUGGUUUGAUGCACAGUUUUGGUGCAAUUUGUUCACGUUUGAUGUCAUUGGUGAGCUCGCCUUCGGCUCUCCUUUUGGUAUGCUUUUGCGUGGCCAGGACACCGCCAGGAUAAGGAAGUCUCUCACAGCUGGAAUUGCCUCCUAUGCAGUCGACGAGUCCACCGCCCAGGAACCUGCGAUUCAAUAUGAGGUCGAAGAAGUCGCUGCUAUCGACGCGGUUAGUGCGCGCAUGGAGAUUUCUCCCAUUCUCGGUGUGCUUCCCACGUGCGUGCGCGAGUUCGUGGAGCGCAUGCCGCAGCACCGUCGUGGCCUGAAGGCGCAGGGCCAGCUGAUCGGCCUGGCGGCGGAAGCUAUCUCGCGGCGCCUUACCGCCGCCCGCCAGGCGGAAGAUGCAGGGAAGAUUUUUGAUGAUAUGUUUGGGAAAUUGUUGAACGGUCGAGACGAGAACGGAAACCCAAUGACUGAGCGGGAGUUGACUGUGGAGGCCGUUGGGCUGCUAGUCGCAGGAUCCGACACAACUUCCAGCUCGCUGUCAACUAUGAUAUUCCAUGUUGCCCGCAACCAGAAUGUGCAGAAGAGACUCCAGGCUGAGCUGGACGCUGUGGCGGGCACAGACCCGAGUAUUCUGCCCUUUGUUGACGUCAAAUCUUUGCCAUACCUCGAGGCUGUCAUCACGAGGGCCUCCGCGUUCUCUCCACGAUUGGUUUUGGUCUCGGUCGUGUCGUUCCCGAAGGAGGCAUCACGCAUGCAUCACUCCGAGGAAAUGUGGGGCGCGGACGUGGAGGAGUACCGUCCCGAGCGCUGGUUGGAUGCUGAGAAACAAGGCGAGAUGAUGAAGGCGUUCAACCCGUUCUCCUUGGGACCCAGGGCCUGCAUCGGGCGCAGCGUCGCCAUGCUGGAAAUGAAGUUGCUCAUCGCCGCCGUUUUCCGCCGCUAUGAUAUUGUCCUGCAACCGGGCCAAGCGUUCGGAGUGCACGACAAUUUCGUUCGCAAGCCGCAUGAGUGUGUGGUUGGGAUCAAGCGUAGAGAGAUAUGA